GUGAGCACACCUAUGUCUCAGCAGCAAAUGCCAGCAUUUUGUUUUCAGGGCCCAGUCCAGUCUCGGUUUGAGAGGAUUCAGCCAGGAACCCUUCCGCCAAAGAUCAUCGACAUCUCCAGUCAAGCGGCACCUGAGGACACCUUUCUAAUUCAUGCACAUCUGGAGUCACAAGAUUUGCUGUUGUCAUUGUUUGCUAGCCAGCAGACUGGGGAGGGUGUUAGACUGACCAACCUUGUUGCCCACGUUCUGAAACUUAAAGGAACUCUUCGUGUGAAGGCAUUCCGGGAUGGCAAAGAUGUCAAAAUUCGGACUAACUUUGAGGGUCGACCUGACAUCAAGAUUUCUGUCAGGCCAACUAAUCCCUACCAGGAUCCUACCACCCUGGUGGACAUGGGUGUGGUGGAGCAAAAUGUGCGCAAUGCCAUUUCACUGGCCGCCACAACCUUCACCAUCACCCACCUGCUUAUGCCUGGCGACCUGUCCACACUGGCACCUGAAGCUACUGGAGAAACAACUGAGCCACAACGGCCUGAUGAAAUCAGGGUCCGAGCCUCAGAUGCAGGAUGGGGGAUAGCCCAGUCAGACGUUGCCCUCUUAAAUCAGAGGUUUGCAGCGCAGAACUUGCAGAACCAGAUGGCACAACUGGCAUCCUCCAUUCAGCAGCCAGCUCAGCGACAGUCGGCCCACAUACUGCAGCAAGUGCCUCCCCAGAGCCGCCCCCAGCCCAUCCACCAUGUCUCGGUGCAGAAGGGACCUGAAGCAGUGCAGACAUUUUCAGUGCAUCCCAGUCGACAACAGCAGCAAGUGCAGCAGCAAGCUAGUGCUCGGGUGUCCUCCCAGCCUCCUCUGACACAGCCCCAAUCACAGCAGAGCAACAGUGUACAAGGAGUUGGUGGCGCCGAGUCACUUUUCGAGCCAGUUUCGCCCACUCAGUACCAGAGUGCAUUCACGUCCCCCUCACCUGGCCCCCCGAAGCCUCCGCGUAUGGUCGGUGACCGUCGAUUGUUGGUGAAGCUCAUCAAGGGCUCCUCUCUAGCCAGUCAUGAAGGAGCUUCUGUCAGCCCAGUCUGCUAUGUAUCAACGGAUGAACCAGUGCAGAGCUACACAUCCAGCGUUGUCAAGACUGCCAACAACCCAUUUUGGGAUGAACACUUUUUAUUUGAUGUUACCAAUGCAACUCGAGAAGUCAAGUUUGAAGUGUAUGACAAAAGCCGACGUGAUGCAACAAGAGACUUGAAGCGCACACCAAGUAGUCGGCAGAUCCUACGACUUCAGGCAGAGCCAGGAACUUUUGACUACACCACAGGCACCAUCACAGCAGAGUUUCUCUUCAUGGAGCCUGCUGAAGCAGAUCUUCUGCUCAAUUCUAUGAACACAAGCAACAGUCAACUGUCACCAAGGCGACGCAUUGAAGUAUCGCAGACAGUAACACCUAGUGGCACACGUGUCACCACAACUACCACCACCACCCAGAAGCCACAGUAUGGACGUCAGGAACCUGGCUACAAUACAACCCCAAAUUAUGUUGAGAAGUACCUGAAUGCUGAGGCAGACACCUCUGUGGCAUCUGAUAGCAACUCUCCCAGCACUGGAGCGGACUCCUCUGCUGAGCUGAUCGUUAUUAACGGCGUUGAAUCAGUCGCUGAAACUGCCAUACGAGAGCUGUUGGAUCGAUCCCGACGGCCACGCACCCCUACCAAAACUAGCACUCUUAUUAUCACAGGGGUCAAACGGGAGCCAGUCAUUCCACUUAUCAAGACCAUUGAGAGCUCUCCUACUGAGGAGUCUGCAGAAAGUCCUCUAUCCUCUCAAACCUCACCGGAUCGUCAAACUGCACGUGGUUUGACACCUGAGACAGAGAAAAAGAAGACCUCUUUCUGGAAGCGCUUUGGGCGCAAAAAACGCUCAUAUAGUGCUGACCGCUCAUCUUCCAGUGUGCGGGAGGGUAGCUACCUGCGCCCACCUGAACCCCAAUAUGGAGCACAGUCAAAAGAUGACCUCGAACUAGUACGACCCCAGGAGCCAGGGUCGCCCAACCUCAAAAAGUCAAGGUCUUUGGGAGGAAGCCUCAAGAAGCUGUUCAAACGAGGUCGGAAAUCAAGGUCACGUGCAAGGGAGGCUGACACUUCCCGUGAAAGUUCCUUGUCAAGAGGCUCAGGGCGCAACCCAGCCUCCCGAGACGGUUCUCUGAGUCGGCAAGCUGCUCAGAACCGUGCAUCGUCUGUGUCCUGAUAAACCCUGUGUGAAUUUUUAGCAUUAUUUAUGAUCACUUUGUGGAGUGGAUGUGACAGCCCUGCAGGUUAAACUCACGACCAACUGGAACAGACUGGCUUUAGGUGUGGGAAAACUGGUAUGACCGCAUUUAGAACAGAGCCAACAAAAUGGGACAGCCAUCAAAAUGGUACAGCCAACAUAGUGGGGCAGCCAACAAAAUUAGACAGCCAACAAGGAAAAAACUAGCAGUCAAGAAACUUUGCAGUUUUUUCAUUGCAGCACUGGGUAGAAAUUUCUAUAUGGUGCAAUAUGCAGUUAUGCAACCCAAGAAAUAGCAUGUUUAUUUAUUUUAGUAAAUAUCUGCCUGUCUUAAUUGCUAUGUUUAAUUUCUUUCAUGAAUGUAGCUGUCUUUUUUACUGAAUAUACUUACCUGCUUUGAUCGAUAGUUGAUCUUAAUAGUUUUCUCCAUGAUGCACACUUUUUUUUACUGAUUGUCCUCAGCGAAAAUAGGAAAGAAAACUGUACAUCAUCUACUGCAGUGCUGUGUUUGGAUCAUAGGCUAUUUCACAAAAAACUUGUGGUGAACUGCUUCUUGCCAGACAGUAUUGUGGCUGAUUUAGGCAAAACUGUUGAUCUGGUUUAGAGAUACCCUCACACUCAAAAGAACUGUUGAAGACUGGUGUUUGAUGGCAAGUCCUUGUGCUGUUCUAGUCAGGGUAACAUAUCUUCUAGUCGUGCUGCACCAGGUGACAUCAUCCUGCGAGACUGUGUCAUGUGGAUGAUGCAAGUAACUGCCUUCUGUGCCAUUUGGUCUUGAAUUUAGCUUCCCCAUUUAGCUGAGCUGUGUGAACAAGGCUUUUUUUUUUUUUUUUUUUGCAAGCCUGUGGGAGAUCUUAGCUAUUUUGUGCAGAACUUACAGAAUGUCAGUGUGACUGGUGGAGGCCGCUUCUUUUGCUUGUGGCAUAAAAAUUGGCUCCUCUUGCUUGUCUCACUCUUGCAUCUUUUUUUUUACAUAACUUUUGCCUUACAAUAGGACUGACUUGAAGAAAAUAGGACUUGGAUGGUUUCAGUCCAUUGAUCUGAUUUGAUUCAAAUUGGUUAAGACUUUGCAGAACCACAGUUCUAGGAUUCUUCUACACUUUGGAGUGAUAUUUUUCCAUUUAAAGUAGUAUGUAUAUAUUACAGGCAGAUAAAUCACAGAGAACUUCUAAAGAUAAACUUGUAAACCACAUGGGAAGUAAAGGCAAAGCUCUCUUCAAAAGAUGCGGGCACAAGGAUAAGCCUUUUUCAAACUUUGUUGUAAAGCAAAAAUUGACGUCUCAGAUCUCUCACAGUCUUUUAUUGUUCACCUGAUGUAUAGCUUCUUACCUCAAAGACAGUCCUGAUGGGGACCUUAACUGUUUGCCACCAUGACAAAGGGAGAGCAAUCUCCCUGGAGCUUGAUAGUAGUGGGUGAGAGCUGGAGAAAUGAAGGGGAAAAGGAUGUUCGUCCCACCCUCUUCUGAAAAGGCCUUGGAGUCUGAUUUUUGCUCUCAUCCAGCUGAUGGAAUUUGGUGUGUUGCCAUGCCAACAUACUUGCACACCUUGUCCUCCUUGGAUGAUGCCAGUCAUGGACACGUAGAUACUCUCUUGUAGAUAGCAGUACCUGCAAUACCCAAUGUAGAUACUCUCUUGUAGCUAGCAAUACCCAAUGCUGCACUUGCUGUAGGAAGCUCAGGGGUCAGGCUGGUGGAAAAGCACAUGCCUUAAGAUGCCUUUGGGAUGUUCUGCUUUCAAAGGAACAUGCCUGUCAGUUUUAUUGUUCAUAUGAAAUGGACUGUCUUUUCUAGACUGACUUUGGUGUCCCAGAGUUCCUCUGCAAAUGUGGCUCCCUGCUUCCAUGGCUUUGUGCCCAUUUGUGUGAUGAGGGGAAGCACUGCAGGAUAUACUCUGUGCUUUGUCGGUGGGUCUUUGACAUAGUUAAUAGUGUGUGACAGCCACAGGUGGUACAUGUUAUGACAAUGGCAGGUGUGAUUUUCUCACCGGUUAUUGACGUGCCGCUUGACCAUACUUUCAGCUUUGCUGUAGGAGAUUGGCUGGUACUUUGGGGCCUGAUCGCUCAGCCAGUAAGAUUACUGGCAAGGUGAUGGGUAGAUGAUAACAUCAAAGCUCUUCUUCACUUAUUGUACCAGCUUUGCCCUCCUUCAUGCCAGCCCAUGGAAUCAUUAUCACAAUCAGCUGUUUACAAAAUUUUUCUAAAGAACUGUGCUAUAAAAGCACAUCACACUUAAUCCUUCUUGCCUAUCAAAGGUCAGAAACUGUAAAUAUGACUGAAAUAAUUAGAAUGAACCUUUUUCUGAAAAAUAUUAGAUGGCUGCCAUACAGAUUACAGAAGGGUAUUUACAAAAAUAAAAUGUAUGAGAAACACACAACAAGCAAUUUUCUAAUGCCACUUUUGGGUAGAUGAAGAAAUUUUCUAAGAGAAGUUGCCAGAUAUACAUCAAGAUCUGUAAAGGAGAGCAGUUUCACUCUUCCAGGAGUUACACAAGGAUCAUUGAUGCAGGAGAAAGACAAAGAAGGCUUUGAAUCAACAGCAGCAUCCUCCUGUAGCUUUUAUAGUACUGAAAAAUUUCUUUUGCUAAGCCAUCCUAGACACCAUUGGCAUCUGCUUUUCACGUCAGUUUGACCCUUGGUAUCAAUGCUAUGAGUUUACUGUAAAUUGGCUGUCAGGUUUGUGAAAUGCAGAAUUUGUGCUAAUGGCAGUAUUGUUUAUAAGCUGAUACUUUUAGGUUUGUAUUUUUGCAAGACUAGGUCUAGAAUUUUAUACUUGGAGUUUUGGCUUUGUUGUAUACUAUGCAUACUUUAUUAUGAAUUAUUAACUAUGAAUCACCUUUCAUAUGCAAAGUGCACCUGCGUUGUUGAGUCCUUUGAGCAGUCAAAACAAAGAAAGAAGUUACAAGUAAUAAUGAGAAAAUUAUCGCUAAUAAUUCAGUCCUUGUGUUCUGUGACUUUUAUCUCAGUCAAAGAUUGCAUUUGAUAUAAACUUUGUUUUGUCUCAUUACUCUUUCUUUUUAGCCCUGCAUACACUCUACUGAAGUUGUUUCAUUUCUGUUAUUUACAGGGGUACAUCUUCGUGUACACGGUCUCUCUCUUUAUGUUCUAGGACAAAAUCUUUUCAGAUAUUUAGCUACAUUAUCUUCCAACUUUUCUUUUGUGAGCUUACAUAUUAUGAAUUUCCACUCAUUAACAUAUAUCCAUUUAGCCUCCCAAGUUAUAUGCUUGGGGUAUUUUGUAUAUAAUUAUAUUAUUUAUUAACCUUGACCUGUUCUCACCUCUAUUCCCUCAGACCCCCCACCCAUCCCGAUGUCAGCCUUCCAAGUCACCCAUUCCAACUAACAAAGCAUAUUUUGCAUGAGGUUGAAUGUAUCCCGUGGUGCAGUGCUGGUGUUUCUAUGAGCACUGGCUUACUAGCUACACCUGGAAUAUAUAGGAAUACUUGGGAAUAUGGCUUACAGGUUUGAAUUUUUGUGGAGAUUCUUCUUUAUUCCCCAAUGAGUGAGAUUCCUUGAGGAGAGUAUUGUUGUGUUUGUAUUGUUGACAGAAAACUUGAAUUGUGAAAGAAAGGUUUUAGGAUGGUGAAAUGUCUUAAAAUACUGUCUGAAGCACAGUGACUUUUUCUCACUUUGGUUUAAUUUAUCCUGUAGUUUGUUUGUUUUUUUGUAAUUUGUUGGUUUGUACAAAGCCCUAAUUAAAUGCUAAGCAUGUGUUAGCCAUUAUAAAUACUUUCAGUCAGUAUAAUGUUUCAACAAAAUUAUGCAAAUGGCUUGGAGAAUGUUUGUCAUAACCUGGUAUUUGCUGCAGUAGUACUCAUCUUUGUAAUAAUUGUCUCUUUCCACACCAACAAGUUAAAAACUAAAAAAAUUGUGUUUCUUCUUUGAUCUCGAAGGAUCCUGAAGAUGUUUGUGAGGGGUGUUGCUGGAGCUUAACUGACAUCCAGUAAAUAUAUAAGCAGACUUGUUUCCUAAUUUAUCUGCAUAUUAAAAAAGCAGGUAGACUCGCCUUCCAUCCAGUUCACUGAUAUCUAAUGUGAAACUGCAUCAUAUCAAGCAUUUUGCAGCACUGUAACAUGAAGUGUUUUGGAGCUGACAAUCAUUUGCCUUUAUCCUCCCCUUCCCCACCCACCCACCUUCCACACUCCCUGUGGUAUGUUUUUAUGUUAUUAUUUUGGGUGUAUCCAGCCUGCCAGAGUGAUGUUGGGGUCAUGUGCAGAAAUACCUGAUCUCUCCUUUCCUCGCCUUAUUUCUAUAUUUAUUCUUUUGUGGUUUCCUUUUUUGCUGAAUCAGUUUCUGAUGGUUAUAUUUAUUUCAUUUUGUAUUUGAUGUAAAAUCAAAUUUAUACAUUUCACCAGUGAUGGCAUAUCUCAUAUAUUUCAUCUUGCACACUUAGUAGCCUAAACGUUUUUUUUUAAGAAAACAAUUACUAUACCCUUCUUGAGAAAUCAAUCUUUCAGAACUACGGAAAUUUUUUUUAAGAAAAAUAACAAGGAAAUAACAUGCAACAUGAAGAACGAAAGGUUGUUCCUUAUUUAAAUCAUGAUUUGUUAAGUUUUUUUGAGUGUUCUGGUGUGUAUUUGCAUGUAUGUACCGCUGACCUCAUUUGAAACCGGUCAGUAAUUCUAGAACAAAUAAUGCUGAUCACAUAAAUUUUUAUCACCCUUUCAGAAAAUUUUGUUUGCUCAGCUUGUGUAUCCAAAUUGUCUUCGCUAUUCAGUUUCAGUGAAUUAGUUUAAUCCAUUUUGAUGAUGAACAGAAAAGUGCUCAAUUUUCAAUUUACUUUCAAAUUCUAACAUUGCUCACAAUUCUUCGAUGGUAAUUGAUCACAACACACUUAAACAUGAUUAAUGUCUUUCUUAUAUGAUUCAAACACCUUGAAAAUGCACCACCAUGUUUUGUGGCACAAAACUAUGUAAGAAACCACCAAACCAUCUUUCAUUUUGUCUUUGGUCUUCAGUUGUUUUACUUAAGCACCAGUCCCAGACAAAGUCUUGAUAUACAGCAUUAGGUGAAAGUAUUUGUAAGCUUAUUCAAGUUAUUGUCUGUUUGUGGGUGGGUGGUUUGUGGUAUAGAUGGUUGUGGGAAUGUGAACCUUGUUUUUUAGUUCAUUGUCUAUAAAUGUUUGUUUGCUUCAAUAUUGUCCACAGCUGUGUUUACUUUUCAUGUUUUCUCCAAAUGUUUGUGUUUACAGUGCUUCUAAAGACAUUUGUGUACAGGGACUCUCUUUUUGAGGGACAUUCUGACAUUAUUACAAACGAUUGGUUGUCAUUAAUAAGAUGUGUCAAAAAAUGUUAUUUUAGUUAUGUCUCUAUUUCAUAGCUAAAGGGAGACAAUAUUUAUUAUUGAAAACAUUCUGAAUAAUAUAUUUGAUAUAUAGAAUUUAAUAUGGAGCAUUUUUCUUGUUAGCAUACAUAAAUCAUACUCAUAGCACUGGCUGUUCUUGUUGGAUGUGAUAAAACAUGUUACCCCUUCUCCCCAUGUUUGGUUUUGUUCUGUCCUCUUGUUGUCAUGUGAUUUUAGCAUUGUGCCUUUGAAGAGAAACUAACGUGAUAUCAAAGAGUUGUCUGUGUAGAAGAUUGUUUCAUGAGUGUUUCCUCCUCUCCUGCCAAAAAUAAAUCUACUUUUUAUUCGUGAUCCAGUUUGUUCAGUGUAAAAGAUUUUAAUACCUCCUCUGCUUUUUUCUAAUAAUUAAUGUUAGAUUUUAGUGAAGAAGGAAUUUUAACUUUAGCUUGAACUGGUUAUGAGAUGGUGAUAAGAUUAAAUCAGUACAGUGAUAAUUUUAUAGGUGUGCCUCCAUGUCACCAGGGCUGCACAAGACACUGGAAAUGAAUCUUUGAUGCUGAGCGUCUAGACAGACUUGAGCAUGUUUACAAAUAAGUUUUGCUUUUAUAUUUUGUUUGUAGUUUGCUCAGUGCAAAAGAAGGAAAAGAAAUGAUUUCCAUCACAGAUUGCAUAGCAAAAGUAGUCUCUUAUUCUUCUUCCAGUUUAUUUUAUUUAUUAUAUUUUCCCAAAUACUUGUCAUUUUCCCAAACUACAGGCCUGGUUGAUUGCCUUGAUGUGCAUGUAUGUGUGCUAAUAAGAACACAAGCAUAUGUUAGUGUGAAUGUGCUGAUUUGUGAGUGGCCACAAAUUACAUGCAGUUUCUUACUUACAUUCAAGUUAGUUAUUGUUUUCUUGAUUAGGAUUACCACAUACUAAUACAAGAAUGAACAGAGACAACAUUUCAUUAUUAAAAAAAAAUAAUCAUAUAAAUAAUAGGUACAUAUUUGAAACAUCAUAUGUACUUAAAUGCCAAAUUAAAAUCUUUCAGUACACUAGCUGAACAUUUUUACCAUCUGGUACAGGUAGCACUAUUGAAAUGUUAAAUGAAUAGUCAUCCAGAUCAACAGAAGAAAUAGCAUGACAUUUUAUGAACCUUUUACUUCAAGAAGAGCAAGAUAUUGUUGCUUCAAGAAGAAGAAGACACUGUUGUUGUGGAAAGGUCUUUUAAGGUGACUUGCUUUACUUUUUUUUAAGUUUCAUGAAGAUACUGUUGAGUAGACAGAGGAGCUUAUUGUUGAAUAGACAAAUUGCAUGACAAUUAGAUGCUUAGGUAGAGUUAGCCAUUUCCUCACUGACUGUGUCAUAUGCUGCUUGCACUUCUUGUUAUCUAACGUGUUUCUUUAUCUUGGUAUAUUGUGAUCUUUAUAGAAGAAUUUGCAUAAAAGUUUUGACUUGUUUGUUUCAUUGUGUACUGCAAACCUCAUUUGUUUUGUUGUCAUGUGGAUGGCUCCAUCUUACUACCACUUGUUAUUCUCCAUUCUUGGCAUCUUUCCCAUGUCCAUGUCUUCCUUAUCAGUUAAUGCCUCACCAUAGUACCUCAAAGUAUCCUAUUUCUGUAACUCUUUAACAUGCAUUUGUUUCUUGCACUAGAUUGACAAAAAAAACAAAAACACACGGAUUCAAUGUUGGGGAUUCUUACUCAGUGCAAAAUGCACCACUUCCUCUGUUGCCUGAAUUAUUGUCUGUUUUUGUAGCUGUCUAGAUGUUUGUAUUACAACAAUCACUACAGUAGCAAACAUAUAACGUGAAGAACAUUUUCUGUCCUGUGUUUGAAUAUUUACUUUCAUUUUCAGGUUAUGUUCUCAUUUUCUCAGGUAAAAUUAAGCCUUUAACUACUUUAAAGCCAGAUGUGUCUCUUUGAGAAAAAGGUAUUCUUGGUGAAGCAGUCUUGAAUAACAGAAAUGUUCAGUUGUCUGACUCCAUGAUGCUGGUCUUAAGAUUCAGUUUCUCAGAAAUUCCUGCUAAUUUUUCAGAUCAUCUGAUUUCUGGUACCAGUUGAAAUUCAACUUUCAAUUCUUAGAAAUUUUUUAGUGUGUGAUAUGUAAUCCUGUGGAAUGUGAUAGUCUAAAUGGUGUGACCAGUGUAAAUUCGUGAUACAAAAAUAUCAGUUAUUUAUUGAACAUCAGUACACAAAGAAAUAAAACUGUCGAAACUAC
This is a messenger RNA of Pomacea canaliculata, 9724 nucleotides long. Its product is annotated as phospholipid transfer protein C2CD2L-like. The transcript has 19 exons. Bases 13 to 2232 code for a protein of 739 amino acids. NCBI's taxonomy places the organism in Eukaryota, Metazoa, Mollusca, Gastropoda, Architaenioglossa, Ampullariidae. The record is from RefSeq and is a predicted model, not a curated record.